UCCAGAACCUUCCAGAACCUUCCUCCCCCAUGGCUCUGGUUCCCGCCAACUCCGCCCCCGCCCCGGCCCCCGCGCCGCCUCUCAUCGCCGAGGUCGAGAUGAACAGCUGCGAUCCCACCUCCGUCACCGUCCGGGCCACCGUCGUUCAAGCCUCCACCGUCUUCUACGACACCCCCGCCACUCUCGACAAGACGGAGCGGCUGGUUGCGGAGGCCGCUGAGCUCGGAUCGCAGCUGGUCGUGUUCCCGGAAGCGUUUAUCGGCGGCUACCCGCGAGGUUCUACGUUCGGCGUCGCCAUCGGCAGCCGCUCGGCGAAGGGAAGGGAGGAGUUCCGGAAGUACCAUGCCGCGGCCGUCGACGUGCCUGGUCCGGAAGUUGAUCGGUUGGCCGCGAUGGCCGGAAAGUAUAAGGUUUUUCUGGUAAUGGGCGUGAUUGAGAGGGCGGGGUAUACUCUUUACUGCACCGUUCUGUUUUUUGAUUCUCAGGGUCAGUAUCUAGGCAAGCACCGGAAGCUCAUGCCUACAGCUCUGGAGCGCGUGAUUUGGGGGUUUGGAGACGGAUCGACGAUUCCGGUGUAUGAAACUCCGCUUGGAAAAAUAGGUGCCCUUAUUUGCUGGGAGAAUAGGAUGCCACUUUUAAGGACUGCAUUGUAUGGCAAAGGUAUUGAGAUAUACUGUGCUCCUACUGCCGAUGCCAGGGAAGUGUGGCAGGCCUCCAUGGCGCAUAUCGCUCUCGAGGGCGGAUGCUUCGUCCUGUCCGCGAACCAGUUCUGCAGGAGAAAAGACUAUCCUCCCCCGCCCGAAUAUGUCUUUGCGGGUCUAGAGGACGAGCCCUCUUCAGAUACUGUUGUUUGUGCUGGCGGAAGUGUCAUCAUUUCGCCGUCUGGCGCAGUCUUGGCUGGCCCCAAUUAUGAGGGAGAAGCUCUCAUCUCAGCUGACUUGGACCUUGGAGAAAUUGUGCGAGCCAAGUUCGAUUUCGAUGUGGUCGGGCACUAUGCAAGGCCGGAGGUGCUGAGCCUCACUGUGGAAGAUCAUCCGCUGAACCCGGUGUCAUUUGCAUCUGCCGCGAAAUCUGAAAGUUCACAGAAAUCAUAGUUGUUCAUCAGCCUCGUAAUCUUACAAAAUAACAUUUGUACUUAAGUGUAAUCUUGUAACAUUUGUUUGGCACUUAGUCACUGUCAAUUACAAAGGAUUGUACUGUACUCUUCAGAGUUCAAAUGGAACAGUUAUGUUUUGCUGGUAUCA
Ananas comosus (pineapple) is the source of this 1244-nucleotide messenger RNA. RefSeq names its product bifunctional nitrilase/nitrile hydratase NIT4B-like. Gene Ontology annotation, molecular function: nitrilase activity; nitrile hydratase activity. The record is from RefSeq and is a predicted model, not a curated record. The transcript is spliced from 5 exons. NCBI's taxonomy places the organism in Eukaryota, Viridiplantae, Streptophyta, Magnoliopsida, Poales, Bromeliaceae. Gene Ontology annotation, biological process: detoxification of nitrogen compound. The coding region runs from base 30 to 1094 and encodes 354 amino acids.